AUGAAUCGCGGUCGCGUGUCACACGCGCCUCCCCCAAACGACAGCCGCGCAGCAUCCCGCACGGGACCGCACCCCCUUCCCCACUGUCGCCAUCACCGUGAUCCCGCACGCUCACUCUCCUGGUCCCCACCGUCGCCCUACGCGCUUCCCCACCUGCGCAGCUCCCAUUUCCCCACGCAACCACUCCCCGUCGCUGUCUCACCCCAUCCCCCUGGCGAGCGUCCCCGUUGUCCCCCAUGCGCUCCCGCCCUCUCCCCCGCGCGAUCACUCCCCUUCCCCGCCGCCCGUGGUCCCCUACCCCGUCUACAUCUCUCCCCUUCCUCCACGCUAGCAUCCCCUACCCUGUCGCGUUCACUCCCCCCCUCGUCCCUAACACUCCCCUUCCACGUCGCGCUCACACCCUUACCAAGGCCUAACACUCCCCACUGCCAUCGAAAACCUCCCCUAUCCCCACCGCAAGCACUCUCUCCCCCGUCGCUAUCACUCCCUCCCCUGCCCUUAUCACUCCCCCUCCCCAUCGUGACCUUUCCCCUUCCCUAUCAACCUCACGGCCUUCCGCUGUCGCGUUCUCUCCCAUUCCCUCUCGCUCGCUUGCACGUUCCCCCCCAUGCGCGCCCAACCCCCCUAUCCGCUGCUAUCACUCCCCUUCCUCGUCGCAUUCUCUCUCCUGCUCUCUCCCCACACUCCCCACCCUCAUAUCAGUCUCUCCCCUUCCCUCUCUCCGCCCGCGCUUCUUCCCGUCGCCGUCCGUCCUUCACCUCGCCUGACCUUCGUCCAAACGUCAGUACUCUCCCCGUCGCCCGCGCUGUCCCCCUUCCCUCCUUCCCCAUGUCCCCUUCUCUGCUCCCUCCCAUCCCCUCCCCUGCUGCCCCCCAUCCCCUUCCCUGCUUCCCCCCCAUCCCCCUCCCUGCUUCCCCCCAUCCCCUUCCAUGCUUCCCCCCAUCCCCUUCCCUGCUUUCCCCCACCCCCCUCCCCUGCGUCCCCCAUCCUCUUCAAACCUUCCCCUUAUCCCAAGCCCUGCUUCCCCCCAUUCGGUUUCCUGCUUCCCCCCUCCCCUUCCUUCCUUCCCAAUGUCCCCUUCUCUGCUUCCCCCCAUACCCCUUCCCUGCUUCCCCAAGUCCCCUCCCCUGCUUCCCCCCCUCCCGUAGCCUGCUCCCUCCCAUCCCCUUCCCUGCUUCCCCCCCUCCCCUUCCCUGCUUCCCCCCCUCCCCUUCCCUGCUUCCCCAUGUCCCCUUCCCACCUUCCCCUCCUCCCCUUCCCUGCUUCCCCCCAUCCCCUUCCCUGCUUCCCCCCCUCCCCUUCACUGCUUCCCCCCAUCCCCUGACCUGCUUCCCCCCAUCCCCUGCCCUGCUUCCCCCCAUCCCCCUUCCCGGCUUCCCCCCCUCCCCUUCCCUGCUUCCCCAUGUCCUCUCAACACCUUCCCACGUCCCCUGCCCUGAUUCCCCUCAUCCCCCUCCCUGCUUCCCCCCCUCCCCUUCCCUGCUUCCCCAUGUCCCCCUUCCCACCUUCCGCAUGUCCCCUUCCCUGCUUCCCCCCAUCCCCAGCCCGGCUUCCCCACGUCCCCUUCCCACCUUCCCCUUGUCCCCUGCCCUGCUUCCCCUUGUCCCCUGCACUGCUUCCCUUCCUCCCCUUCCCGGCUUCCCCCCCUCCCCUUCCCUGCUUCCCCAUGUCCCCUUCCCACCUUCCCCGCCUCCCCUGCCCUGCUUCCCCUCCUCCCCUUCCCUGCUUCCCCCCGUCCCCUGCCCUGCUUCCCCCCCUCCCCUUCCCGGCUUCCCCUCCUCCCCUUCCCUGCUUCCCCCCGUCCCCUGCCCUGCUUCCCCCCCUCCCCUUCCCGGCUUCCCCCCCUCCCCUUCCCUGCUUCCCCAUGUCCCUCAACACCUUCCCCACGUCCCCUGCCCUGCUUCCCCCCAUCCCCUUCCCUGCUUCCCCCCUUCCGAUUCCCGCCUCGCCCCCAUCCCCCUCCCUUCUCCCCCUCAUCCCCCUCCCUGCUUCCCCCCCUCCCCUUCCCUGCGUCCCCCCAUCCUCUUCGUUCUUUCCCCUUAUCCCAAGCCCUGCUUCCCCCCAUUCGGUUUCCAGUGCUUCCCCCCCUCCCCUUCCCUGUUUCCCCAUGUCCCCCUUCCCACCUUCCGCAUGUCCCCUUCCCUGCUUCCCCCCAUCCCCAGCCCAGCUUCCCCACGUCCCCUUCCCACCUUCCCCUUGUCCCCUGCCCUGCUUCCCCUUGUCCCCUGCACUGCUUCCCUUCCUCCCCUUCCCUGCUUCCCCAUGUCCCCUUCCCACCUUCCCCGCCUCCCCUGCCCUGCUUCCCCUCCUCCCCUUCCCUGCUUCCCCCCGUCCCCUGCCCUGCUUCCCCCCCUCCCCUUCCCGGCUUCCCCCCCUCCCCUUCCCUGCUUCCCCAUGUCCCUCAACACCUUCCCCACGUCCCCUGCCCUGCUUCCCCCCAUCCCCUUCCCUGCUUCCCCCCUUCCGAUUCCCGCCUCGCCCCCAUCCCCCUCCCUUCUCCCCCUCAUCCCCCUCCCUGCUUCCCCCCCUCCCCUUCCCUGCGUCCCCCCAUCCUCUUCGUUCUUUCCCCUUAUCCCAAGCCCUGCUUCCCCCCAUCCGGUUUCCAGUGCUUCCCCCCCUCCCCUUCCCUGCUUCCCCAUGUCCCCUUCCCACCUUCCGCAUGUCCCCUUCCCUGCUGAGCCCCAUCACCAGCCCGGCUUCCCCCCCUCCCCUUCCCUGCUUCCCCACGCCCCCUUCCCACCUUCCCCUUGUCCCCUGCCCUGCUUCCCCCUAUCCCCUUCUCUGCUACCCCCCCGUCCCCUUCCCUGCUUCCCAAAGUCCCCUUCCCUGCUUCCCCCCAUCAGAUUCCCGCCUCGCCCCCAUCCCCCUCCCUUCUCCCCCUUCUCUCCCUCCCUGCUUCCUCCCAUCCGGUUUUCUGAAUCCCCCCCUCCCCUUCCCUGCUUCCCCAUGUCCCCUUCCCACCUUCUCCUUGUCCCCUGCCCUGCUUCCCCUCCUCUUCCCACCGCUCGCUCAACCCCUUACAACCUUUUCCCCCCUCCCCUUCCCUGCUUCCCCCCAUAUUAG
Messenger RNA from Closterium sp. NIES-65, 3063 nucleotides. The record is from the annotation of a GenBank genome assembly. NCBI's taxonomy places the organism in Eukaryota, Viridiplantae, Streptophyta, Zygnematophyceae, Desmidiales, Closteriaceae.